This is a messenger RNA of Pieris macdunnoughi, 396 nucleotides long. The record is from the annotation of a GenBank genome assembly. NCBI's taxonomy places the organism in Eukaryota, Metazoa, Arthropoda, Insecta, Lepidoptera, Pieridae.
AUGACCGAGACGUCGACCGAACAGAUCGCGCUGGAGGUGCUGAGCGCGCAGGCGCCGGGGGCGUUCCUGGUGCGCGGCAGCACGACGCAGGCGGAGUGCCUGGCGCUCUCGCUGCGGGUACCGCGGGACUUCGCCGCGCACGGCAUCGCGCACUAUCUCAUCCUGCGCACCCCCAAGGGCUACAAGAUAAAGGGUUUCACGAAGGAGUUCGGCUCGCUGGCUGCGCUCGUCACCCACCACAGCGUGAUGCCCGAGCUGCUGCCGGUGCCGCUGCGGCUGCCGCGCGCUCCGCCCCGGCCCCGCGCCGACCUCGAGCCUCUCGAGCGCCUCGCCCCCCCGCCCUCCCCGCACCCCACGCCUCCCGCCCCGCCCGUCAGGUGCGCCAACAUCCUGUAG